AGCUUCCAUGGCCAAUAGCAAACACGACGAAACCUCUACUGCCCCUGGGAAGCGAGGUAGCCGCUCCCGCUGAAUGCCGCUGAAUUCUGUAUGAAGAAUGACACAGCCGUUUCCAACUCAAGCCAGUGACUUUAACUUCAGCUUCGCUGAGCCAGGCGGCGGGCUUACGUUCCAGGACUAUGGGGCGACGCAAGAUGUGCACCCUGGCACGCUGCAGUUCAACGACUUCACGCAGGGCGUCAGUCAAGCUCUCAACUGGGGCGCACCUGUUGGCGUAACGGCUGCCUCUCAGAGGCUCGCACAGCAGCAGGUGCACCAGUCUGCGUUCGAUGCUCCCCUUGAUGGGCUCACAGCGGGCUUCCAGCAGCAACUGCGGUUCCAGGAGACGUUCGAUGAGGAGGCUGAGGAGGAGCAGCCGCCCGCUGAGCCGGAGAAGACGCCCGAGUGGGCUUGCUCUUACUGCGGCAUCCACAACCCCAGCUGCGUGGUCAAGUGCCUGAGCACCAACAAGUGGUUCUGCAACGGCCGCGUGCACGGCACCGGCUCGUGCAUCAUCCUGCACCUGGUCAAGAGCAAGAACAAGGAGGUGCAGCUGCACCGGGACUCGCCGCUGGGCGACACCGUGCUUGAGUGCUAUGCCAGCGGCACGCGCAACCUGUUCGUGCUGGGGUUCGUGCCGGUCAAGAGCGAGAACACGGUGGUGCUGCUGGCGCGAGACACGCCGCCCAACCACCCCACCAUCCGCGACCUCAAUCUCGACCUGUCGCAGUGGCAGCCGAUUGUGGAGGACCGCGGCCUGGUGCCCUGGCUGGUGAAGCAGCCUACAGAGCCGGAGCUGCUGCGGGCGAGGCACCUCAAGCUGGACCAGAUCAACAAGCUGGAGGAGAUGUGGAAGACCAAGCCGGCGGCGGGUGUGGACGAUCUGGAUGAGAAGGCGACGGUGGAGGGGGACGGCGUGACGCAGCCAGUGACGCUCAAGUACGAGGACUCGGCGCAGUACCAGGCCGUGUUUGAGCCGCUGGUGAAGCUGGAGGCCGACUAUGACCGCUCCAUCAAGGAGAGCCAGAGCCGCGAUGACAUCACGCUGCGGUGGGACUGGGGCCUCAACGCCAAGCGCGUGGCGUACUUCUACUUCCCGCGCGACGACAACGAGCUCAAACUCAUGCAGGGUGAUGAGCUGAAGCUGCGUCACAAGAACGCGAGCAACCGCGGGGCGUGGGAGGCGCUGGGCCAUGUGCUCACAUACCAGCAGAGCGAGGAGGUGUGCCUGGAGUUGUUCACAAACGAUGUGCCCGAGGACUGCACUGUCGGCUUCAGUGUGGACUUUGUGUGGCGCGGCACCAGCUUUGACCGCAUGCGCAACGCGCUCAACACCUUCCGCAAGUACUCCGCAUCCAUUUCGGGCUACCUGUACCACCUCAUUCUGGGCCACCCGGUGGAGUCCGUGACGCUCAAGAUCCCGCUGCCCAAGGCCGGUCUGGGCGUGCCCUCGCUGCCCGAGCUCAACCACAGCCAGCUGCACGCCGUCAAGUCCGUGCUGCAGCAGCCGCUGUCGCUCAUCCAGGGCCCUCCCGGCACGGGCAAGACGGUGACCAGUGCGGCCAUCGUGUACCACCUGGCGCACAGCGGCACGGGCCAGGUGCUGGUGGCGGCGCCCUCCAACGUGGCGGUGGACCAGCUGGCGCACAAGAUGGACCAGACCGGGCUCAAGGUGGUGCGCCUGUGCGCCAAGACGCGCGAGGCGGUGGCGUCGCCGGUGGAGCACCUCACGCUGCACUAUCAGGUGACGCACAUGGCUGUGCCUGAGGGCGAGCGGCUGCGCAAGCUGCUGGCGCUGCGGGGCGCGCAGGGCGGCCUGAACGCCAGCGACGAGAAGGAGCUCAAGAGCCUGCGGCGGCGGCUGGAGAUGGAGGUGCUGGAGAACGCCGACGUGGUGUGCACCACAUGCGUGGGCGCAGGCGACCCGCGCCUGUCGCACUUCCGUUUCCAGCACGUGCUAAUUGACGAGAGCACCCAGGCCGCGGAGCCGGAGUGCCUCAUUCCCAUGGUGCUGGGAGCCAAGCAGGUGAUCCUGGUGGGCGACCACUGCCAGCUGGGUCCGGUCAUCAUGUGCAAAAAGGCGGCGGAGGCGGGGCUGUGCCAGUCGCUGUUCGAGCGCCUGCGCCUGCUGGGCGUCAAGCCGAUCCGCCUGCAGGUCCAGUACCGGAUGCACCCCUGCCUGUCGGAGUUCCCCUCCAACACCUUCUACGAGGGCACGCUGCAGAACGGCACGGGCAUGGGCGAGCGGCGGCUGGCGGGCGUGGACUUCCCCUGGCCCAACCCCGACAAGCCCAUGAUGUUCUGGGUGCAGCUGGGCGCGGAGGAGAUCAGCGCCAGCAGCACCUCGUACCUGAACCGCACGGAGGCGGCGGCAGUGGAGAAGGUGGUGACGCGCUUCCUGCAGAACGGCAUGAGCCCGGCCCAGAUUGGCGUCAUCACGCCGUACGAGGGCCAGCGCGCGCACGUGGUGUCGGUCAUGGUGCGCAACGGCACGGCCCGGCAGGACCUGUACAAGGAGAUUGAGGUGUCGAGUGUGGACGCGUUCCAAGGCCGCGAGAAGGACAUCAUCGUGCUGUCGUGCGUGCGCUCCAAUGAGCACUCCUCCAUCGGCUUUCUGUCCGACCCGCGCCGCCUCAACGUGGCGCUCACCCGUGCGCGCUUCGGCCUGGUGGUGCUGGGCAACCCGCGCGUGCUGUCGCGCCAGCCGCUGUGGAACAGCUUGCUGCAGUACUUCAAGGAGCACGGCUGCCUGGCGGAGGGGCCGCUCACAAACCUCAAAGCCUCCAUGGUGCAGCUGCACAAGCCCAAGCGGGUGUUUGACCGCAUGUCGUUCGGGGUGGGUGCACUCACCACCAACCGCUUCCAGCCGCCCGAGAAGGUCGGCGACCCACUGCCGCCCAAGGCCUCGCCUGGAUACGGCCCCGUGGGCGCCGGCGCGCCAGGCGCCGGCGCGCCUUCGGGGCAGCAGCUGCAGUUUGCAGCUGUGCCGCCCACCGGCGGCGCGGCAGCGGCGGGUGGCAGUGGCGCGGCUGCGAACGGCGGCGGCAACCGGUAUUCAUCACGUGCCGCUACCGGAGGCAUGGCAGGGCGCGGCAGCGGUGCUGCGGGCGGGGCCGCGACUGCGGCGGCGGUGGCCGCGGCAGCGGGCCGGGCUGGCGCGAGCCAGACGUUUAUGCCCUUCGCUGCGCCCACAUACAGCAUUCCCGCGCCUACGGCGCGAGGCAAGGGGCCGCGCGGCGACGCGACGGCUUCCCAGGCCGCCAGCGACCUGUCCCUGCCCGGCGUCUACACGCAGCCCGCCGCGGUGGCAGGCGGCACCACGCAGGGCACCCUGCCCGCCACACAGGCCAUAACGGGCCUAGGCGGGGCCUCGCAGCUGGCCGGCGGCGCAGCCGCGGCCGCGCUGCCGUACGGCUUCACCGCCGACUUCAGCCAGACCAGUGGCUACGGUGGCUUGGGGGCGGCGGGCGUGGGCAUGGGCAUGGGCGUGGGCACGCUGGGCGGGCUGCCGGGCCUGGGCCUGGGCGGUGAUGUGGACUUCAACAGCCAGGUGGAUAACUUCCUGCUGAGCCAAGGCUUCGGCAACGAGACGCAGUUCCUGGAUGCGGCCACUGGCGAGUUCCUGGGCGGCUUCGGCGGCGCGACGCAGGACCGAUGAGCAUGAUAGGUAGCGGGGUUGCUUGGAUGCAUGGAGAGGCGCGCCAUGGUGCUACCUAUGCUGCAGCUUCGUGCGCAGUGCAGCAGGACGAUCGGAUCGGCAGAUGCACAAAAAGAGAACUGCCUGAUCCGCCGGCGCGAGCGAGUGGGCCGUGUCCGCAGCAGUCAACUCGGCCACCAGUUUGCAACAGAAUCUGGCAGCGCUCAUGCGCUCCCACCACGCACUCCCACAGCUGCACACCCGCCAUUGCGAGGCAAGCGCUGCUACCAUCCAGCAAGGGGGUGGUUGGAGGCACGCCUGGAUUCUACUCAGGUGCGGACUACUGCGCACUUCGCAAGGCGCAAGCACAAUUUGCAACCAAGCAGCGCCACGUGCCCAGACGCCGGUGCGGCGUACACGAAGCGCGAUUCGCGCCUUCCUGAUUGCCGCGGUGUAUGCACCUGUCCCUGUUGCGCUGCGAUUGCCACCUGAGCGCUUGAGUUGGCUCCCCAUUGCAGCUGGCUGCGUGGCCUGUGCCGACGAUGCAAUCCUCAGUGAGCAUGAAGAGGUUGCAAUUUUAUUGUUGGCGUUUGUUGAGGAAAGAGGGCUAGGCAGCUGGAUGUGGUUGCUUCACGACGCUGGCAAGGGAGUAGUCCUCGUGAAGCACUGGAGAAGUGGGCGGAGCCGGGAGCCCGGAUGUCACUGCUUGGUGCCGGAACGCUGGCAAGCAGCCGAGGUAACAUAGCGGAAUGCGGCCUUUCGGUCGCAUUGCAUCACAACUGCCAAUGGUAA
Chlamydomonas reinhardtii is the source of this 4468-nucleotide messenger RNA. RefSeq lists its product as uncharacterized. The record is from RefSeq and is a predicted model, not a curated record. Gene Ontology annotation, biological process: nuclear-transcribed mRNA catabolic process, nonsense-mediated decay. NCBI's taxonomy places the organism in Eukaryota, Viridiplantae, Chlorophyta, Chlorophyceae, Chlamydomonadales, Chlamydomonadaceae. The transcript is spliced from 23 exons. Gene Ontology annotation, molecular function: RNA helicase activity; RNA binding; ATP binding. The coding region runs from base 98 to 3697 and encodes 1199 amino acids. Gene Ontology annotation, cellular component: cytoplasm.